AUGCGAACCAAUGGAGGGUUAUUGUCGUCAUCAAAUGCAUUGGGUGAUUUCAAUUGGAGGGUAAACGAAACAGCCGUUAUAUUGUUGAACGAAUUUGGGAUCGUUUUGAUUCGGCAGUCGUUGUGUCGUGGUAAUGAGAUAGGCAUUACGUUCCAAUUGAUGAACAACGAUUCGUAUCGUACAGAGAAGAUAGAACUGUUAUUCCCCCCGCGACCGGCGUUCCAAUCACGUCAUUGCAGAAAGGAGGUCGGAGCGAGUUUCCCAAGCAACAUCAUGCAAAAAAGAAAACAUAAAAGUCAGAAAUCCACCUCCGUAAAGACCCCGUUCGUGUCGGAGACGGCGGGGAGAGGGACAGCGGAAAUAGUAAACACGUACCAAAAGAGAAUAUUGGAAAUUGAAGUAUAUAUCCCGAGAGGAGAGUGGGAUGUGUGUUUGUAUGGUUCAGUUAUUGAUGUCCCCAAGUUAGAGUUUCCACUCUGCGAAAACA
Molecule: messenger RNA, 487 nt
Organism: Acaulospora colombiana
Lineage: Eukaryota; Fungi; Glomeromycota; Glomeromycetes; Diversisporales; Acaulosporaceae
Source: the annotation of a GenBank genome assembly